This is a messenger RNA of Plectropomus leopardus (leopard coralgrouper), 3525 nucleotides long. It is a transcript of the gene erap2, whose product is annotated as endoplasmic reticulum aminopeptidase 2. Gene Ontology annotation, molecular function: metalloaminopeptidase activity; zinc ion binding; peptide binding. Gene Ontology annotation, biological process: peptide catabolic process; proteolysis. NCBI's taxonomy places the organism in Eukaryota, Metazoa, Chordata, Actinopteri, Perciformes, Serranidae. The record is from RefSeq and is a predicted model, not a curated record. Gene Ontology annotation, cellular component: membrane; cytoplasm.
AGAGGACAACAGCUGAGGACAGGACAGUAGAAAGUCAGUGAAGAGUCAUUUAAACAACUGGAGACACACCUGCAUACGGCUGUUAGACCUGAGUGGGCGGGAGCUCAUACGGAAAAGUGAAACUAAAAGUCAACAGCAGGAACAUGAAGGAAGUAUGAUGCUGCUAAAAUGAACGAGGUUCAAGAAAAAUGUCCAGAGUGUUUUUUUCUUCAGCCAUAGCGUGACAUCUGGAUAAAUCAUUCUGACAGGCAGUCAACACUCACAUCAGGUGGUCCUUCAUCAAUCUUCUUGUCUGGGAUGUGACCAAGUUCAAUACUAGCUGCCAGCCUGCCGCACAGUUGGCUUUUUUCUAUUUUUUAACAGUGAUUAAAGGACACUUCCUCUGCAAUGUUUUUAUUAAGGCUAUUAGUGCUGUCUCUAUUCCACGUGUCUCUGGUUGGGUCUCAGCUGACCCAGAGUUCACAACAAGCAUCAAGCCCCCCUCAACCCUCAGGAGAACAGUCUCAUUUAGGUUCUGAUGAUCUGUCCUUCCCGUGGAGCCGUCUUCGCCUUCCAAGGUACAUUAUUCCUCUUCACUACCACCUCCUCCUGCACCCCAACCUCACAAGUCUCAGUUUCACUGGAUCAGUGCAGAUCCAGAUUGAUGUCCAGAACAACACAAACUGGGUUGUGUUACACAGCAAAGGUCUGCAGAUCUCCAAGGCAACCAUAUUGGACCAGGACCUUACACAUCUGUCUGAUCAGGUUCUCCCAGUUCUUCAUAACCCUUCCCAUGAGCAGAUUGGCAUUUUCUCUCCCAGGGUGCUCAGCAACGGGCAGAAGUACUUUCUGUAUAUUGAGUUUGGGGCACAACUUGCAGACGGUUUCUAUGGUUUCUAUAAGAGCGCCUACAGAAGCAUCAAAGGAGAGACCAGAAGUUUAGCUUCAACUCACUUUGAGCCCACGAGUGCUCGGAUGGCAUUCCCUUGUUUUGAUGAGCCGACCUUCAAAGCCAACUUCUCUGUGCGGAUCAGGAGGAGUGCAGAGUACAUUUCACUGUCCAACAUGCCUGUCGUCAAGACGGUUGAAUUAAAUGACGGCCUGCUUGAGGACCAGUUUGAUGCAAGUGUAAAGAUGAGCACGUACCUUGUUGCUUUUGUUGUGUGUGACUUCAAAUUUGUCACUGCAAAAACAUCAUCUGGGGUACAGGUGUCCAUCUAUGCCGCCCCCGAGAAGUGGCUGCAGACCCACUAUGCCUUAGAGGUUGCUGUCAAAAUGCUUGACUUCUAUGAGGAGUAUUUCAACAUUCACUAUCCUCUACCCAAACAAGAUCUGAUAGCCAUCCCAGACUUCCAGUCUGGUGCGAUGGAGAACUGGGGUCUGACCACCUACAGAGAGACCAGCCUUCUCUUUGAUCCCCUCACAUCCUCCAUUUCUGAUCAGCUCUGGGUCACUAUGGUGAUCGGCCAUGAGCUCGCCCAUCAGUGGUUUGGUAACUUGGUGACGAUGGAGUGGUGGAACGACAUCUGGCUGAAUGAAGGGUUUGCCAGAUACAUGGAGUUCAUUUCAGUGGAGGCCACCUACCCCGACCUCAAAGUGGAGGAAUAUCUACUGCACACCUGUUUUGCAGCAGUUGGUCAUGACUCGUUGAACUCCUCUCGGCCAAUAUCCAGCCCAGCGGAGAACCCCACCCAGAUCAAACAGAUGUUUGACACAGUCUCCUAUGACAAAGGAGCAUGUGUCCUUCACAUGCUGCGAACCUUUCUGACAGAUGAUGUGUUCCAGCGGGGGAUAGUACGAUACCUCCGCAAAUACAGCUACAGAAACGCACACAACCAGGACCUGUGGGACAGCCUAGCCAAUACAUGCUCUGAGGAUGACUUUAUCUCCGGAAAACACUGUUACAGCAGCGGUCAGGCCUCUAAGAAUGCAUACCUGUUUGCAGGGGAACACCUGGACCUGACAGCCAUGAUGAACACUUGGACUCUGCAGAAAGGUAUUCCCGUGGUAACCGUUACUAGGAAGGGCCCCCGCCUGCUGCUUAGACAGGACAGGUUCCUGAGGACAGUGCUGCCUUCGGACCCUCUCUGGCCCACACUGCAGCAGGGUUUCCUUUGGCACAUCCCUCUGACAUACAAGACAGAUGCUUCCAGCACCAUCCACAGACACCUGAUGACAACACAAACAGACAGCAUUCAUGUAGGAGAGGAAGUCAGCUGGGUGAAAGUAAACACUGACAUGACGGGCUAUUAUGUGGUUCAUUAUGAGGAUGGUGGUUGGGACAAGAUGGCAAAACUACUGAGGGAAAACCACACUGCUCUGAGCUACAAAGAUAGGACUCACUUGAUACACAACGCCUUUCAGUUGGUCACGGCAGGUCAUCUGCCGCUCAAUAAAGCCUUAGACCUGAUUGGUUACCUGCGAUUGGAAGAACACACUGUGCCUCUCCUGCAAGGACUGGGUUAUCUGGAGGCCUUUUACCGGAUGAUUGAGAAAAGGAAUGAGUUUGAUAUAACCAGAAACCUUGGGAUGUACAUCCUGCGAUUCUUCCGUGCUGUCAUUGACCAGCAGACGUGGAGUGACAGCGGCUCUGUGUCAGAGCGACGGCUGAGGUCAGAGCUCCUGUCACUGGCUUGUCACCUGGAUGACCCUCCCUGUCUGGAGCGGGCACAUCAGCGCUUCAAAGACUGGCUUCAGUCCAACGGGACUCUCAACUUGCCAACUGACGUAGCAGAGACGGUGUUUUCAGUUGGAGCUCAGGAUGACCACGGCUGGGCUUCACUCUUGCAUGCAUACAACAUCUCCCUGUCUGCAGCACAAAAACAGAAAAUCCUGUUUGCCUUGACCUGCAGCAAAGACACAAACAAACUACUCAGACUGCUGGAGUUGGGUCUUGACGGGAAGGUGAUUCGAUCCCAGGACCUGUCUUCUCUCAUCCUGAUGGUGGCCAGGAACCCGCGGGGACAUCACCUUGCUUGGAACUUUGUCAAAAAGAACUGGGACACACUGGUUCAAAAGUUCCAGUUGGGCUCCUUUUGCAUUAGAAACAUCAUCAUUGGCACCACGAGCCAGUUUUCAUCUCCAGAGGAACUCACUGAAGUGCAGUUGUUCUUUGAGUCUAUCAAAGAGCAGGCAUCUCAGCUGAGAGCUACUCAGGUUGCCCUGGACAACCUGCAGAAAAAUGUCCGCUGGAUUCAGAGGAACCUAGAGACUCUGAGAAACUGGCUGAACGAACAAAUGAAGUGAAAGCCAGCAGAGAGAGAGGUGGUGGUUGACCGACGCCAAGUAGGGGACAUUUCAAAGUUGUUGUUUUUUUUUAAAUCUGUUUUAUUUGCUUAUUAUAAUGUGUUCAACGUCAAUAAAGAGUUGACAGUUUUUGUAUGUAAAAGUGUGUUUUGUAAAAUGUCAGGAGACUUACUUGUUGGAACAAAAGAUGUAAUUGGUAGAACUGCCAGCUAAGAAGACGUAGAGUGUGUGUAAUGAGCUCUGUGUGUGUGUGUGUGUGUGUGCGUGUGUGUGUGUGUGUGUGUGUGUGUGUGUGUGUGU